AUGGAAUCAUCUCCUGAUUCCAUUGAUAAAUUCAUUUCAGCGGAAAUUCCUGAUAUAGAGAUUGAUAAAGAUUACUAUAAGGCUGUCGAAGAAUUCAUGGUACAUGGUCCUUGCGGUGUUGCUAGAUCUAACUCACCUUGCAUGGUCAAUGGACGAUGUACCAAAUACUUCCCCAAAAGAUUUGUUGAUUCAUCAAGUUUUGAUCAAGAUGGAUACCCUAUAUAUAGAAGGCGUGAUGAUGGAAGAACAAUAACAAAGAAUGGUAUUCAAAUGGACAAUAGGUAUGUGGUGCCUCAUAACAGAUAUUUGUUGUUGAGGUACAAGGCACAUUUGAAUGUUGAAUGGUGCAACCAGUCCAGAUCUAUCAAGUACUUAUUCAAGUAUAUCAACAAAGGCAAUGAUCGAGUCACUGCCGAAUUCUAUAGAAGUUCCGCAGAAGCUAAUGGUGUUGAGGUUGUUGAUGAGAUAAACAUGUACUAUGACUGUAGGUAUGUUUCAGCUUCAGAGGCUACUUGGCGGUUACUUAGCUAUGACAUACAAUGCAGAACUCCAGCUGUGGAGCGACUUAGUUUCCACUUGCCAGAUAGCCAAACAGUAUACUUUGAAGACGAUGAAGAUGUGGAAACCAUUUUGAAUCGACAGACCUUGGGUGAAAGCAUGUUUACUAAAUGGUUUGAAGCUAACAAGAAAUACUCUGAAGCGAGAUUGUUAAGUUAUAUUGAAAUGCCGAAUAAAUUUGUUUGGAAAAAAAAUGUGCGGCAAUGGCAGCCAAGGCAACGUGGUUUUUCAAUUGGUCGUAUUUUUUACGUACCACCUGGUACUGGGGAGCUUUAUUAUCUUCGUUGCCUAUUGAACAUAGUUCGAGGACCUCAGAGUUUUGAAGACAUCAAAACAUACAAUGGAAAAGAGUACAACACUUUUAAGGAUGCAUGUUAUGCCCGUGGGUUACUAGAUGAUGAUCUUAAGUACAUUGAUGCAAUUAAGGAAGCUAGCGAAUGGUCUACUGCACAUUCACUAAGAAAGUUGUUUGUCACACUUUUAAUGGCAAACACAAUGGGGAGGCCUGAAUAUGUCUGGAACGAGGUUUGGACGUAUCUGGCAGAAGAUGCUCAAUACAAUCGACGAAAAGUAUUAAAUGAUCAAGAUUUGUUUCUAAACGACCAAGAAAAAAAGGAGUUUGCACUAAUACAGUUGGAAAAACUGCUAUUACUUUACAAUAAGAGUUUGAAGGAUUUUCCAGACAUGCCUUUAGUCUCAGGAGAAUUGUCUCUUACCACUGACAAUAGGUUGAUCUUGGAAGAGUUAUCAUACGAUCGUGAGUUGCUUGCUAAAGAAAGUCAGUUACUUCAUGGUCAACUUACAGAUGAACAAAGGUCAAUUUAUUAUGCUGUUAUUUCUUAUGUUUAUUCUAACAAGGGUGGAUUGUACUUUGUUUACGGGUAUGGUGGUACUGGCAAAACAUUUCUUUGGAGGGCAUUAUCAGCUUAUAUUAGAGCUAAAGGUCAAAUAGUUAUCAAUGUGGCAUCUAGUGGUAUAGCAUCUUUGCUUUUGCCGGGAGGACGGACAGCACACUCUCGAUUUGCAAUACCUAUUUCUAUCAAUGAAGAGUCAACUUGCAAUAUUCAUCAAGGUAGUCAGUUGGCAGAUCUCAUUGUUGCAGCGAAUGGUCAUAGGACAUUUGGAGGUAAAACAGUGGUAUUCGGAGGUGACUUUAGGCAAAUUUUACCUGUGGAGCCAAAAGGAUCAAGACAAGACAUUGUUUCUUCAGCUAUCAAUUCAUCAUACCUUUGGAAGCAUUGCAAAGUUAUGCGCUUAACAAAGAAUUUGAGGUUAAAUAGUAUGCAACCUGGUUUGGAUCAACAACGAAUGGAAGAAUUUGCAAACUGGCUUUCUUCAAUAGGUGAUGGUACUAUUGGAGAAGAUAACGAUGGUUACGCUGAGGUUGAUAUCCCUUCUCAAAUGUUGUUGAAAUGUAAUGGUGAUCCUAUUGCAACUAUUGUUAACAGUACUUUCCCUCAGUUCAACGGUGGUAUAAUUGAUGGUAGCUGCUUUCAUAGCAGUGCUAUUUUAGCACCAACAUUACAAGUUGUCAAUGAAGUAAAUGAAUAUAUGUCGGACUUGACUAUAGGUGAAGGGAAGACGUAUUUCAGUUCUGACACAGCUUGCAAAGUUGAUGGUUCUUCUACUGUACUUGCAGAUGUCCAUACACCUGAAUUCUUAAACACUAUUAGAGCUUCAGGCUUGCCAAAUCAUGCUUUAACAUUAAAGGUUAGGUCACCUGUAAUGUUAAUGAGGAAUAUUGAUCACAGUCUAGGACUAUGCAAUGGUACUAGGUUGGUUGUUACAAGAUUAGCUGAACAUGUGGUUGAAGGAAGUAUACUUGCAGGACCAAAUGCUGGCACUAGGGUUUUGAUUGCUAGAAUGACGAUAACGCCAUCUGACACAAGAUUACCUUUCAAGUUCAAUAGAAGACAAUUUCCUCUCAUGUUGUCAUAUGCAAUGACUAUCAACAAGAGUCGAGGCCAAACUUUGUCCAAUGUUGGUUUGAUCCUUAGGAAACCAGUUUUUGUCCAUGGACAACUAUAUGUUGCUGCAUCAAGAAUAAGUCAACCAAACGGCCUCAAGAUUUUAAUUUGUGAUGAUUCAAAAAGACGUAAACAAAAGGAAGAAUCUUUCGCGGCUUCUCGAUCCUUCCUCCAGCUGACUGCCACAACGAAUUGCAUCACUUUACAACUACUAAUAUAUCUAUUCCCCACUCUUCCAUCCAUCUACCACAACCCACAAUCGCACCCUUCAAUCAGACAACAAUCUGAGAUAUUGGUGGUUUGGUGGCUGUUGGCGAAAUCGAGAAUGACUCGGGGAAACCAGAGAGAAAGGGAUCGGGAAAGGGCUCAAGCAAGGGCAGGCCACAAGCCCAAGCAACCAAAAGGCGAUGGAUUGACCCCCGAGCAAAGACGAGAGAGGGACGCAAAGGCGCUUCAAGAAAAGGCAGCCAGGAAAGCGGCGGCUGGAGGGAAUAAUGCUAACAACAAGAAAUAGUUCUGAUCCGGAGUUGAUUCAACGAAUUGGGAAGUCGCAAGUGUUUCAAACAUUUGUAUCAUGUCAUGUGUUGUCUUUUCGACCAUUAACUUGUUGUAACUCAAAACUCAUUUUCAACUGUUAUUCUUUUUAAAACUAUUCCUUUUGUCCUAUUUUAA
Messenger RNA from Ipomoea triloba (trilobed morning glory), 3197 nucleotides. RefSeq lists its product as uncharacterized. NCBI's taxonomy places the organism in Eukaryota, Viridiplantae, Streptophyta, Magnoliopsida, Solanales, Convolvulaceae. The transcript has 7 exons. The coding region runs from base 1 to 3039 and encodes 1012 amino acids. Gene Ontology annotation, molecular function: DNA helicase activity. The record is from RefSeq and is a predicted model, not a curated record. Gene Ontology annotation, biological process: telomere maintenance; DNA repair.